CCCGCGUCCGGCACCACGUGACCGCGCCCUCGGUGCGGGCGGAAAAUUUACAACGCGUCCCGUGAAACAAAAACCAAACUUACGAGGGCAUCGCAACGCUAUUCAUUCCCCCCCGCCUCCCCCUUACCCCACCCGGGGUGUAAGGACGGUAAAUUAAGUGGCGGAGGUGGUGUUUAAAAUAAAGGGGGAGGGGAUGUUGUCUCCAGGGCCUCAGGGAGGAUGUUUAUGACGAGCUCCAGUUGCUGCAUCUUCCCUCAGUCAGUCAGUGUUCUUUCCUCAGCAUGGCGAAUGACUACCUGUUCAAGGUGCUGGUCAUUGGGGACUGCACGGUGGGUAAGACCUCCCUGGUGCAGCGUUAUGCCAACGACAGCUUCAGUAAGAACUACAAAUCCACCGUGGGAGCAGGGAAAAUGCGUGGAAGAGAAGCUUUAAUUGAAGUUGAGCAAAAUAUUGACCCCAUAAAGACUAAUUAUUUUGUUUUCAGUUAUAAGGGCCAUGAUUCUCCAACAGGUAUAUAUUUUGUUUUUAAAACCUGCUUAAUACAACUAAAGGAAGCUGGGGAUUGGAAGUGAAAUCAGACCAAAUUCUUAAAUUGCAUUUGAGGAUGUGGUUGACAGACAGUUUCACAAAAUUAUCAUGUCUGAUAACUGAAAAGAUGAGAUUUGCAAUUUGGAGAAGCAGUUGAAUUGAUUGGAAAGACCAGUGGGUUAAUUUGAAAGCCUAUGUACUGCACAAUCAAAUCUUAAGUUGACAAUUUCUUAAUAAGAGUAAUCCUAUUUUGUAAGAAGCUUUAGAUUGACUCUUAACAAACCAUGGUUUUGUAAUUCAUUUGUGGUUGACAAGUUUUUGUUCUGUUGCCUGACUAAUGACCUGUAGAUCUUUUUUUUUAUUUUUCCCCAGAAACAGAAGUAGUUCCAGUUGUAUCAAAAGCACAGUAGCAUCUCUAAGUCAUUUUAACAAGAGUAUUUAAAACUGAAUAAACACUGUCAUCCUGAAUGUGGUAGCUUAAUAUUUGUUCUUUAAUUUUUUGUGAGAAUGCAGCAGUAAUUGCCACUGCUUGGUUGUUUUUAGAAAAACUUACUGCACAUGGGCUGUGUUUUUAAAAUCGACCUGCCUCUGCUUUUUUUUCUUUCACCCAAUAAGGCACUUAAGGUUAUGUAAUGGAUACUUCUGCCAAUUUUUAAUUCCCCUCCGUGAGAAUGAAAGAAUGCCUGAGUAAGGCAUGGGCAUUGCACUGAAUUAAAAUUGAGAUGGAAACUAUUGCGUCCUUUUUUUAAUGGAAAGAAAAAUAAGCAGACUUCCGAAUGAGCGCGAACGCUUUUUUGACCUGUUCUGUGCUGAGCAGGUGACUUUGUUCUGUUCAUGUGCUGAAGAUUAAAGUUUGAGCCUCAAAUGUUACUACUUGUGUGGAAAUGCAUUUGAUAUACACUUCAAAGUGGAGUUUGUGUCAGAAGUACGAUGGGGUGUUCAGUCGUUAAUUUCAGUAUGUCACCAAUUACCUUAGCUAACUGCACCUCUUGCCUUUGUUAUGGACCAGACCCCCUCAAAAUAUUAAGAAGAUUCAAAGUUUUAGCAAAGAUCUGUACCUCGGGUUGUGGAUGAGGUUGUUGACUUGCUCACCGA
Molecule: messenger RNA, 1623 nt
Organism: Rhincodon typus (whale shark)
Lineage: Eukaryota; Metazoa; Chordata; Chondrichthyes; Orectolobiformes; Rhincodontidae
Product: ypt/Rab-type GTPase ypt7-like
Exons: 2
Coding region: 282-572 (96 amino acids)
Source: RefSeq, a predicted model, not a curated record